CGCAGCCCAGUUUUUUGGCCUUGGUUGGUGUGAGCUUCAGCGAAGUGCGCCCCCUAUCUGCCGGAGCCCGACACUGGUGCUCCUGCAUGGAGGAGAGGAGGAGGAGGCCGGAGAGAGGAGGAUGCUGUCGUCACUGACCUCAGUGAAAUGACAGCAGAAUGAACAUGGAGUCAUUUUAAGACCAGCUGUUACAACCUCCAUCAUCUUUGCGCGAUGAUGGCGGCGCGGUGCACGGAGCGAGCCGUGCAGGAGUUCCUGAUGGAGAGAGGAGGGAGGGUCCAACAGAUGGAGCUGAUCGAUCAUUUCCUCUCCCGAUCCGUUGCGGUGGUGGGGGGAGAUGACCAGCCGGAGGAAGGGGUGGAUCGCGAGGUGCUGAGACGCGUCGUGGACGGCGUGGGCUUCGUGAGGGUGGAGGACGGUGUGAAAUUCGUGUGUUUGCACGCGGAGGGCAGCGCGGAGGCGGCGAUGCGAGGGGACGCAGACGGAUCCGAGCGAGCGGAGUGCAACGGUAACAUCCCGCAGACAGCGGGGCACCGUGGGAACGGCAACCGUGACAACACACUCCAAACAGGAGUGCCAAGUCCACCUGGGGAAGACCUGGACAAUGACAGACAGUCGAAUGGCAACCGGCAACCUCUGGCUUCCUCCCAAAUGAAGGUCAACACAGGCACUCCGGCCUCCGCUGGGAGAGGGGAGGUGAAGCUGAGGGACAGGAGGAGGCGAGAGUCGGCCCCGAUCAUUGGGAUGCCAGAUCUGGACCAGGCUCACCCUGGGUGGUCCCACAGCCAGCAGGUGAGAGGGGCAAGAAGAGUGUCCAAAGGCUCCCAGAGGGCCAUGCUGACCAGCUGCCUGUCAGAGGACAGCACCUUAGAGGGGCUGGACCCCAUCGGAGAUAUCAACACCCCCAAGGGAAGUCGCAGAAACUUCAUCGAGCUGAUGAUGAGCAGUUCUCCACAGGUCCGGAGGUCCCUGAUCAACCGCGGCUCUCGCCUCCGGGACUCAAUGAAAAGUGACGGGGAUUCUGUAUCAAUCCUCUCCUCAGCCACGGAUGAAGACUGUGCCUCGGUGACCCUAGACCCACUGGAGCACGAGUGGAUGCUGUGCGCCUCAGACGGCCAAUGGGAAAGCCUGCAGCCCCUGCUCUCUGUCGAACCCAGCCUCGUGGCCAAGAAAGACUUUGUGACGGGCUUCACCUGCCUCCACUGGGCGGCCAAGCAAGGCAAAGCCGAGCUGAUCUCCCAGCUGCUGGCCUUCGCCAAGGAGAAUGCUACACCUGUGAAUGUAAACGUGAGGUCGAGUGCCGGAUACACGCCGCUGCACCUGGCUGCCAUGCACGGACACACACAGGUGGUUCGUGUAUUGCUGUCAGACUGGGAGGCAGACCCCGAGGCUCGAGACUACAGUGGGAGGCGAGCCAUCCAGUACCUCCCCCCACCGCUGGCCGCCAACCUGCAGGAGGAGGGAGUGGUCACCUCACCGGGGGCCGAGUCAGACAGCGAAAACGCGACUGGCGGCAGUAGCAGCGGAAGGGGGCGUGGCUGGAGGUUUGCUAGAGUCCUCCAGGGCAACCUGAACCCGUUGCGGCUUCUGAACCCACCAGCUGAGGCGGCGGAGGAGGCCGGGAAGACUAAAGGGGGCAUACAGAGGAAGUCGUCUCUGAGCCGACUGAACGCCCGGCUGCACCGAGGGCGCCACAGGGCUCAGAUCAUCCACAGCGCCUCCUUCAGGGACGCAGGGGAGGUGGGCCGAGGAGAGGAGCUGCCCAGCAGUCCCCUCCGCACCCGACCACUGUCCAACCUGUUUGGAUGAGUUUGCCACAAUUUUUAAAGCGGUUUGACACCUUUUUAAUUUACAGGAUAAAGUUUAUAAUAUGAUAGGUCAGACCAGAAAUCACCGAAAUUAAAAGUGCACAUCCUAAUAUAGUGUCAAGCUGUUUUUAAAGUCUUCUUAUAAUACGUUUUUAAAAGAAUAAUCAAAUAUUUUUUCUAAGAAAUAUAUAUAUUUUAUUUUUGUUCCUAUUGCAGUUUUUAGAUUUAUGUUGACCACUACAUUUCUUUUUUUUUAUCAUGACACAAACUAAGUUAAAGCUCUGUGAAACAUUGAUUUUUGUGUAAGUGGUGUUUUGAUUUUUAGGCUCUGAUUUAGAGCAGGUAGCAAAUAUUACACAAGGUUUUUUUUUGUCUAAUACUUUUCACUACAACAAUGUUCACACACAUUCAAAAG
This is a messenger RNA of Paralichthys olivaceus (Japanese flounder), 2223 nucleotides long. It is a transcript of the gene sowahca, whose product is annotated as sosondowah ankyrin repeat domain family Ca. The record is from RefSeq and is a predicted model, not a curated record. NCBI's taxonomy places the organism in Eukaryota, Metazoa, Chordata, Actinopteri, Pleuronectiformes, Paralichthyidae. Gene Ontology annotation, molecular function: protein binding.